Messenger RNA from Lipotes vexillifer (Yangtze River dolphin), 1126 nucleotides. It is a transcript of the gene TFPI, whose product is annotated as tissue factor pathway inhibitor. The record is from RefSeq and is a predicted model, not a curated record. The transcript is spliced from 8 exons. Gene Ontology annotation, biological process: negative regulation of peptidase activity. Bases 158 to 1081 code for a protein of 307 amino acids. NCBI's taxonomy places the organism in Eukaryota, Metazoa, Chordata, Mammalia, Artiodactyla, Lipotidae. Gene Ontology annotation, cellular component: extracellular region. Gene Ontology annotation, molecular function: serine-type endopeptidase inhibitor activity.
GUUUCCUGAUCUGUUUAAAAGAAGAAGUAGAAAAGAUAAAUCCUCUCUUCAAUGCCUGGAAAGGAAAACAAAAUGACCUCAACUCCGCUUUGAAAAAAUCUUUCCAAGAACUUUCUUCAGAGAUUUUACUCAUAUAUCUGUAUUCUGUAUUUCAGAGAUGAUUGACGCAAUGAAGAAAGAACAGAUUUUUUGGGUUUCUGUAUAUCUGCUGCUUAGUUGUGCCUCUGCCCCUCUUAAUGCUGUUCCUGAGGAAGGUGAAGAACAUACAAACAUUACAGAUGCUGAGUUGCCACCGUUGAAACUUGUACAUUCAUUUUGUGCAUUGAAAGCAGAUGAUGGCCCAUGCAAAGCAAUGAUAAAGAGAUUUUUUUUCAAUAUUCACACUCAGCAAUGUGAAGAAUUUAUAUAUGGGGGAUGUGAAGGAAAUCAGAAUCGAUUUGAAAGUCUGGAAGAGUGCAAAGAAAAAUGUACAAGAGAUUAUCCAAAGAAAACUAGAAGGACAAAGACAACAUUGCAAAAAGAAAAGCCAGAUUUCUGCUUUUUGGAAGAAGAUGCUGGAAUCUGUCGAGGUUAUAUUACUAGGUAUUUUUAUAACAAUCAAUCAAAGCAGUGUGAACGCUUCAAGUAUGGUGGGUGCCUUGGCAAUCUCAACAACUUUGAAUCACUGGAAGAAUGCAAGGACACCUGUGAGGAUACAUUGAAUGAUUUCCAGGUGGAUGAUUAUAGAACCCAGCUUGAUGCUGUGAAUAAUGACUCCUUGACUCCCCAGCCUACCAAGGUACCCAGCUUCUUCGAAUUUUAUGGCCCCUCCUGGUGUCUGAGCCCAGCAGACAGAGGAUUAUGUCAAGCCAAUGAGAGUAGAUUCUACUACAAUUCAAUCAUUGGGAAAUGCCGCCCAUUUAAGUACAGUGGAUGUGGAGGGAAUGAAAACAAUUUUACCUCUAAAAAAGCAUGUCUUAAGACUUGUAAAAAAGGUUUCAUCCAAAGAAUAUCAAAAGGGGGAUUAAUUAAAACCAAAAGAAAAAGAAAGAAGCAGCCAGUAAAAAUAGUAUAUGAAGAAAUUUUUGUUAAAAAGAUAUAAAUUUGUUAUAUUACAACAUUAUUUCUACUAAAUAUUUUGGAUAAA